Notechis scutatus (mainland tiger snake) is the source of this 1825-nucleotide messenger RNA. RefSeq names its product fatty-acid amide hydrolase 1-like. Gene Ontology annotation, biological process: fatty acid catabolic process. Lineage: Eukaryota; Metazoa; Chordata; Lepidosauria; Squamata; Elapidae. Gene Ontology annotation, molecular function: fatty acid amide hydrolase activity; amidase activity. The record is from RefSeq and is a predicted model, not a curated record.
GAGGAGUCGGAGUACAAAACGCGACCGCAGAGCCGCGGACUUCCACCCCCUCUCCUUCUCGGCGAUGGCCAUGAGCGUAGCUGCUCUUGUUUCUACUUUCCUGGGUUGCUCGGUAGCGACUCUCCUGCUGCUGAAAUGGCGGAGGAGGCGGCAGGUCCAGGACAAGAUAGCGAAGGCCAGGAGCCGGCGGGAGGGCGCCUUCCAGCAAAUGGAAAGAGCCGUUCAGCGCUUCCAAGAACAGAAUCCAAAUCAUCAACCAGAACCUAUUUUAUCACUGAGUUUGCCUGAACUCUGUCAGCAACUUGGGGAUGGUUCACUCACACCUGAGAGUGUUUUCUACACCUAUGUGGAUAAGGCCCUGAAAGUGACUGCAGUUGUCAAUUGCAUAACUGAUUACAUAGCAGAGAAUGAAUCCCAGCUUCGGCAUAUGAACAGCGAAGGGGAAAAGGGCUUGCUCUAUGGAGUUCCCAUCAGCAUAAAGGAUUCCAUUAACUGCAAGGGCUAUGACAGUACUUUGGGCUUUACAAAGCGUCUCUUCCAGCCAGCAGCAGAAGACGCUGUUAUAGUGCAGGUGUUGAAACAUCAAGGAGCAAUUCCAUUUGUAAAAACAAAUAUUCCCCAAUCGCUGUUGAAUUAUGACUGCAGUAAUCCAAUCUUUGGGUCAACAGUGAAUCCUUUGAAUCCCACCAAAAGCCCUGGUGGAUCGUCAGGCGGGGAAGGAGCUCUUAUUAAAAGUGGAGGAUCCAUUCUGGGCAUUGGGACAGAUAUAGCAGGCAGCAUUCGUAUCCCAAGUGCCUUUUGCGGAAUUUGUGGUUUAAAAACCACUAGCAACAGAAUUAGCAAAAAAGGAAUUGUUCCAUCCGUGGCUGGUCAGAAAGGAGCUUUUGUUGGCUUGGGACCAAUGGCACGGGAUGUUGACAGCCUUGCUCUUUGCCUGAAAGCUGUCUUGUGCAAGAAAAUGUUCCAACUGGAUCCCACGGUGCCACCUCUUUCUUUCAACGAGCAAGUUUAUACCAGCUCUGGUCCCCUCAGAAUAGGGUAUCAUGUGACUAAUUCCUAUAGUAUGCCAAGCCCUUCCAUGACACGAGCUGUGCUGGAAACCAAGGAGCUUCUGGAAAUGAAUGGCCAUGUGUUGGUCCCCUUUGAGCCGCAGCACAUGGCCCAUUUUAUGAACCACUUAGUUACUGCAUCACUUUUUGGUGAUGCUGGUGCCACUUUACUGCAGUCUUUUGAAGACGAACCUGUAGAUCCAUAUCUAAGGAUUACCAUGCUGUUACUAAAGACUCCUUAUUGGAUGCGAAGAGUCCUAUCCUGGAUUAUAAGACCCAAAAGUAUUCGUCAGUCAAGAGCUUUGAGCAACUUUAAAGAAAGGUCUAUAAAAGAACUCUGGAAAUGUCACUUGGAAAUUGAGGAAUAUUGCAGAGAAUUCACUGAACAAUGGAAAAGACUGGAACUGGAUGUGCUACUAUGUCCUGCUAUAGGUCCUGCUUUUAAGAGCGGGUUUGCUGGAAAAGUACAAGAGGUCAUUGGUAAUACCAUAUUAUAUAACUACUUGGACUUCCCUGCUGGAAUAGUACCAGUUACAACAGUGACAAAGGAGGAUGAAGAGGAGCUAAAGAGUUUCAAAGGACACUUCAAUGAUUUGGGGGACAAACUCUUUGCAGAGGCAGUGAAAGAGUCUGUGGGGCUCCCUGUGGCUAUCCAGUGUGUGGCUUUGCCAUGGCAAGAAGAAUUGUGUCUCCGGUUCAUGAAAGAAGUGGAGACGCUAACCAGAGAAAAAUCAAGGAAACAAUGAUAUGACACCACAGCAAGCAGAAUGGAAUUC